AAGAUGGCGACUGUGGAACCGGAAACCACUCCUACUCCUAAUCCCCUACCUACAGAAGAAGAGAAAACAGAAUCUAAUCAGGAGAUUGCUAAUCCAGAACACUAUAUUAAACAUCCACUACAGAACAGAUGGGCACUCUGGUUUUUUAAAAAUGAUAAAAGCAAAACUUGGCAAGCAAACCUUCGGCUCAUCUCUAAGUUUGAUACUGUUGAAGAUUUUUGGGCUCUGUACAACCAUAUCCAGUUGUCUAGUAAUUUAAUGCCUGGCUGUGACUACUCACUUUUUAAGGAUGGGAUUGAGCCCAUGGGGGAAGAUGAGAAAAACAAACGAGGAGGACGAUGGCUAAUUACAUUGAACAAACAGCAGAGACGAAGUGACCUCGAUCGCUUUUGGCUAGAGACACUGCUGUGCCUUAUUGGAGAAUCUUUUGAUGACUACAGUGAUGAUGUCUGUGGGGCUGUUGUUAAUGUUAGAGCUAAAGGUGAUAAGAUAGCAAUAUGGACUACUGAAUGUGAAAACAGAGAUGCUGUUACACAUAUAGGGAGGGUAUACAAGGAAAGGUUGGGACUUCCUCCAAAGAUGGCGAUUGGUUAUCAGUCUCACGCAGACACAGCGACGAAGAGCGGCUCCACCACUAAAAACAGGUUUGUUGUGUAAGAAGACACCUUCUGAGGAUUCUCAUAGGAGACUGCGUCAAGCAAUCGACAUUUGGGAGCUGAACCAAAGCCUCUUCACAAGCAGAGUGGACUGCAUUUCAAUUUGAUUUCCAUCUAAAUGUUACUAAGAUAUAAGAGAAGUCUCAUCGCCUUUGUCCUG
Molecule: messenger RNA, 816 nt
Organism: Echinops telfairi (small Madagascar hedgehog)
Lineage: Eukaryota; Metazoa; Chordata; Mammalia; Afrosoricida; Tenrecidae
Product: eukaryotic translation initiation factor 4E-like
Exons: 2
Coding region: 4-657 (217 amino acids)
Biological process (GO): translational initiation
Cellular component (GO): eukaryotic translation initiation factor 4F complex
Molecular function (GO): RNA 7-methylguanosine cap binding; translation initiation factor activity
Source: RefSeq, a predicted model, not a curated record